This is a messenger RNA of Plectropomus leopardus (leopard coralgrouper), 737 nucleotides long. Lineage: Eukaryota; Metazoa; Chordata; Actinopteri; Perciformes; Serranidae. The record is from RefSeq and is a predicted model, not a curated record.
UAACUGCCCAGAAUACAACUACUGAAACUUCUACAACCACACGUGAACCGACAACAACUGCACCUGUACCUUCCACAACUACACCAGAACCUACGACCACUAAGCCUGAACAUACUACAACAACCCCUGGACCAACGACUACUACACCUGAACCAACCACUACAACACCAGAACCCACUAACACUACACCUGAAUCUACAACCACUACACCUGAACCUACUACAACCACACCUGAACCUACUACUACAACACCAAAACCUACCACUACAACACCUGAACCCACAACAACUAGACCUGAACCUACUACCACUACACCACAACCUACUAGGACAACCCCUGAACCAACUACUACUACACCAGAACCCACUUCAACUACCCCUGAUCCUACCACCACAACACCAGAACCCACUUCAACUACCCCUGAUCCUACGACCACAACACCAGAAUCUACUACAACUACACCUGAACCUACUACCACUACACCAGAACCGACUACAACAACCCCUGAACCAACUACUACAACACCUGAAUCUACUACAAGUACACCAGAACCUACCACUACAACACCUGAACCCCCUACAACUACACCUGAACCUACUACCACUACACCAGAACCUACUACAACAACCCCAGAACCUACUACUACGACACCUGAACCUACUACAACUACACCAGAACCUACCACUACAACACCUGAACCCACUACAACUACACCAGAACCUACCACUACAACACCU